Capronia epimyces CBS 606.96 is the source of this 1566-nucleotide messenger RNA. RefSeq lists its product as uncharacterized. Bases 1 to 1566 code for a protein of 521 amino acids. The record is from RefSeq and is a predicted model, not a curated record. The transcript has 2 exons. NCBI's taxonomy places the organism in Eukaryota, Fungi, Ascomycota, Eurotiomycetes, Chaetothyriales, Herpotrichiellaceae.
AUGCCUCAAGCUCCUCCCACAACCACAGCCAUGCCUCACGCUCCUGCUCCUCCCACAGAAGCGUCUAGCUCGACAGCCGAGAUUCUCGUCUCUAUCCCGGAUGAUUUGUUCAGCGAGGAAUCGGAUUUCUAUGGCAAUUCGAACUCGUCGUCAAAGUCACACUACACCAAACAGGCUGCAGCGUACGAUCCGGAUCGAUAUUGGGCGGUUCACCAUUGGAACGCCCAGGUCGUCGCCGUGAGAGGCAAGAAAGCCCAAAAGCGCGCGGCUAGGUUGCGGGCCAAGAAAGAUGCUGAGAAGCGAGCACAAGCAGAGGCGGAAGCGGCGGCAGAAGCGGCGGCGGCGGAAGCAGAAGGGGAAGCUGAAGCAGACAAUGGCGAAGUUGACGGUGCCCAACCUGCCGUCGAUCAGGAGCAGAAGCGGGACAAUGUCAAGGAUGAGGAUGAAGAAGCCACACAGUCGCCAGAUGAUAGGAUGGUUGUGGACAACUACAACGACCACAAAGACAGUCUAGACACAACAGCAGCCCCAGCCUCCCCUACACCCCGACCACAGAACUUCUACGAAGGCCAAAAGAAUGCCAAACAGCUUUCGGAAUUGGUCGCCGACUUCCUGGCUCGACUGCCUCCGUCGACCACGACCAUUUCGACCGGCGGGCCGUGGAUCUGGAUCGCCAAUCCGUACCCAAGCCGACACAUAGCGACAGGGAUGGCCAAUAACAACACCAAUAAUAAGGUCAACAACGCCAAUAACAAGGUCAGCAACGCCUCUCUAAGUGACCGCAACCGCAUCAAUGUCCCCGAAAGCGGAAAUAUCCAAACAUUCAAACAGCUCGGCCUGCGCUUGCUGGACAAGUACACGUCGCGCAAGAGAGAGGUCGAGGCCCAGAACCCCGGCAAAGCAGCCGGCACCAUCACGCGCCUUCUGCGGAGCGAACGCACCCAUCUCGAAGCCGCCAUCUUGGACCUGGCCCGAACCACCCACGUCACUUGUGGGAAAUGGAUGUUGUUUCCUAGUCCGGACGACGUCGAUCGCGUCUGGGCUGUUGUGGCGCACGGUACUUGGGACGGCAGGCUGGGUAUUAGUGCGAAGGUGGCGGUGGCAGAAACAGAGACAAAUACGAGCACCAGGUCAGAAACUGAGACAGCUACGAACACCAGUGGUGCCAGUAAUCGCGGCCAUGAUGGCGACAGCGACCCUGCUAGGAAACAGCAACAGCAUCGUCUGAUCUGUAUCUAUACCUCGGAUUUUGAGGACAAGGCAGAUGUCAAGCGCGUGCUGGUGGGUAUGAAGGAUCUUGGAUUGCUCAAUACGAAAGGGGGCGGCUAUGGCUCUGGCUCUGCCUAUUUCCGUGCUGGUGGUGGCGAUGGCGGCGGCGGCGGCGCUGGCACUGGCGGACUCAUGACCAUCUAUUACAAGUGUGAUGCCUACACCUGGCUCGACAUCACCAGUGGGAACGAAUACAAGUUGAAAGCCAGUCUGUAUUGUUCCAAGGAUUUCCUUGAUGAUGGUCCAGCAUUGGGGUCUAGCACGGCCGCGGGCUACUUUGGCUACGGGAAGAAGUGA